CUGCAUGAGAAAGUACAGGUGCUAUGCAACUCCACCAAAGAGUGACUUCUACCGUCCCAUCCAUCGUGUUUGAGCCUUGAGCCUCGAAGCAUCAAACAACACCAGACAAAGAACGUUACGACAUUUCCGCACUCUUUUAUCUUCAAUCCGAAGUAUCUAUAAAACCCUCCGACUGCGCUUACGAUUUUAUUACAGCAGCAAUAACAAUCAAUCCAUUGGGCCCCUUCCCCGCAGGCGUCAUCGCUGACCUAACCCUGACCUUGGCCGCUCGCUCUCCGACUGUGAGUGCCUCAUUUUGAGCCGUCCCCAGAGACCCUCCACUUGCAACGUGCCCGCAGCCGCCUAACGACCACGACUUCACCGUCUUGACACGCGCGAUACCCUCCGCUUCCAAGCUGACACGCUCUCGCGUAUUACAGAACCAUAUUCCUCAUACACCGUCCUCCCAUCGACAGACACGUGUCGCGCACAGCAUCUUCAUGCCCUCGAUUGCUCAGCUCCCGUAACCUAUCAUGCCGGCCAACAACCAACGACCGGCCGCCCAAACUCCGGUAUCACCACGAAGUACGGCAAAAUACACCAACAAGGAUGGCUCCAAGUUUAUCACCGUACCUAAGGGCGCUACCUCUGAGUCUUCCUUGCCUCCGACCCCCACAACUGCUAAAGCCAGUGCCCCCCCACUAGAGGCUUCCAACCCGGACAAUGACCCUGCUCCAACAGUCAACCGCAAGAAGCAGAAGCGUAGACAGAAGGCUGCUUUAAAAGCCGCACAGCAAGCUGCGAAUGGACAUACCGACAAUGUCGCGAGCGGUGGUGCACGCACAGGGUCUACCUCAGGCCGUGGACCCGCCGAUCACGAAGAGGUCGAAAGCGACGACGAGCAUGAGUAUGUCUUGGCGAGCGAAUUAACAGGCCCAACUACAAACGGACACCCCCCUUCGGAUUCAAAAUCGAAGAAGAACAAGAAGAAAAAGAAGAAGGGAGGGAAUGCCGAUCCUACAUCACCUGUACCCGAAACUGUUGAAUCUGAGCCCCAAUCGCACUCGUCGCAAGGCCCUGGAAUGUCACGCGAUAAGAUAUGGAGCACUAGCAAUCAAGAGGAGCGCGAACGUAUAAAAGCGUUCUGGCUUGGAUUGGGUGAAGAUGAGCGGAAAUCCUUGGUCAAAGUCGAGAAGGAUGCUGUUCUGAAGAAGAUGAAGGAGCAACAGAAGCAUACAUGCAGCUGCACUGUAUGCGGACGGAAGCGAAAUGCAAUUGAGGAAGAACUGGAAGGCCUCUACGAUGCCUACUAUCUGGAACUUGAACAAUUCGCAAACCAAGGCGAGGGACCACCAAUGCUACCAUCAGCUCGAGAUUUCGCUCUAAGGCCGCCCCGGGGCCUGCCAUCAAGUUAUACCAACCGCCCGCCAUCGCGGGGUCGAAUAGUCGAACAUGUGGGAGACGACGAAGAUGAGGACGAGCUGGAGGAGGUUUACAGCGAAGACGAAGUGGAGGACGAUGACUACAGCGACGACGAACCUCCCGAAGAAUAUCAAAACUCACAUGAACGGGACGUCGCCGAUUUCUUGACGUUUGGCAAUAGCCUCCAAGUCAAGGGUGGUAUUCUCACCGUGGCGGAUGACCUCCUGAAAAACGACGGCAAGCGGUUUAUCGAAAUGAUGGAACAGCUUGCCGAACGUAGGAUGGCUCGGGAAGAAGACGCCCGCGAACACUUCUCAAGGGGCUACGGUCACCCUAAUGGCUCAUACUCCAAUCCACAUAAUCAUCCUCCUCCUGAAGAAGACGAAUACGACGAAGAAGAGGACGAGGAAGAUGACUUUGAUGAUAGUCAGGAUGAGGAGUAUGAGGAGGAAGAGGUAUACUCAAACCCCUCUGUGAUACCAUCCCAGUCCCAUACUGAGUGUUGCUGCCAGGACCAAAUGACGGAGGAGCAACGAAUGGAGGAAGGCCGACGCAUGUUCCAGAUAUUCGCCGCCCGAAUGUUUGAACAAAGGGUUCUCUCGGCGUAUAAGGAGAAAGUCGCCAAGGAGCGUCAGCAGAGGCUGCUAGAAGAACUCGAGGCCGAAGAUCGAGAAUCCGAAUUGAGGAAAGCUAAGAAGGCCAAAGACGCGCAAAAGAAGAAGGACAGGGCUGCACAGAAGAAGCUAGCACUGGCCGAGGAGAAAGCGCGUAAAGAGGCAGAGAAGGCUGCUGCAGACGCUGCUCGUCUAGAAGCUGAGAAGCAACGGGUCGCUGAACAAAAAGCCAGGGCUGAAGAGAAACGAAAGCUAAAGGAGGCGCAGAAGAAGGCUGACGAAGAAGCUCGCCUACGCAAGGAGGCAGAGAGACAACGCCGAGCUCAGGAGCGAUCCGAACAAGACCGCAAGGCCCGCGAAGCCAAGGAAAAAGAGAAGAAGCUUAGGGAAGAACAGCGACAGAAAGAAAAGGAGGAGAAAGAGCGCGAGGCGCAGGAGCGGAAGGACAAGCAAGAGCGCGACAAGCGGGACAAAGAAGCUCGUGCUGCAAAGGCUCAGAAAGAUGCCCAAGCAGCCCGAGAAGCUAAGGAGAAGUUGAAGGAGGAGAAGGCAGCUGCCCAGAAGGCGGCAAGUCAAUCAUCACAACCAAUCCAAAUCCCGAAGCGUGGUUCCCAGCAUCCCGUACCAAUCCCGGCAGCUCUUCCACAACAACCUUCGAAUCCUGCAAGCUACGCCUCCCCAAAGAUUCCUGUCGCCACUCCUGUAAUGUCCAAAGCACCGACUCCCAUAAGACCUCGGACCCUCUCGCAGCAAGACAGUGGAGCGCAAUCCGCUACAGCUUCGUCUACUAGUCAAAACCCUUCACCUCAUUCCAUGACACCCAUCAUGAGCCCUGGUCUAAUUGGCCAGCGCCACGGAAGCGCAAGCACUCAGCAUUCUCACUCGGUAUCUCCAACAAAUGGACAACCGAGACUGCCAGGACAAUCUCCUUUCCAGAUACCUCCUAUGGGAAUGCAUCCGCCCCCAGGAUUGCACCAUCACCCCGCACCACCGGGUUUCCCCAAUCGCAUGUCACAGGAUGGCUUUUCUGCGUUUAGACACGGCCCUGGUGCAAUGAUGCCUCCUCCUGGCAUGAAUGGGCCGGCUGGACGUGGAUUUCCCUUACCGAUACCACCAGGGUUCUCACAGCCAGGAGUCGAUCAAUUUGACAUGAAUGGAUUCCCGAUACCGACGGACAUGCCCCCAUCAACACAUCAUCGCCAAAGUUCAUUCCAAUUUGACGCACCACCAACCCCAGCACAACCCAUUGGCCGACCUGCUCCCAUUGGGCGUCCUGGAAGCAUAAACCUUGGCCGCUCAUCUGGCGACAAAGAAGAUGAAACUGCACAUCUGGGUAGUCGGGCUCUGUUGGAAGAUGACGAGCCGCUCGAAGUCGAAGGAAUUAUGGGGGUGCGAAACCAACCACCUGGACCGAGGCCCGAUUAUACCACGAGUCCCUUCUUGGCUUCAGCGUUUCCGCUGGCACCCAAUCCGUGGGGCCCUCCUGGCGUCGGUGGACAUCCUUUGCCUCCUCCUGGGCUCAACAAUCCUGUCUGGGGCGCACCAAGUGCACCUCCUGGUUUUGGCAUGUCUCCUGUUCCUGCUCUCAACUCUCUUCGAACCGCGUCACACCCUAGCUUCCCCCAACUUCGCGCAAUGCUCUGCCAGGCAUGCCAGGAACUCGCUGGCUCGGGUGACCAAGAAGGUUACAUCGACCUCUCAAUUCUGAAGUCAAGAAUUGAGGCACUGUCAGGCGACAGUAUCUCAGAAGCUAUUCUCAUCAACCUUUGCGACACCGAAGGAAACCUCAACAACGGAGGCGGUACGCUAGUUAUUCGACAGAACGGUGGAGGUUUUAGCCACGCCGUCCGAUGGGAACCCGAUCUAAAUGAUGGAUUUUAUCGAGCCGUCGGCGCUCCAGGUGAGAUUGGUAGCCCGGUGGCUGGUCAAGCAACUCUGCGAGGGGGAAUAUAGGAAAAGUCUCAGCAGCGUGAGGCGGGCCGACAAACUGGCCGGAAUUCUUUGUCUGUCAGAGAUCUGGUGCGAGAGAGCACCCCUCUGGAUCCCGAACCUUCUGCAAGUUGUAAUCAGCCUAUCACUUUGCUAGGAGGUCACAAAAGAGGGAGGUCGUCUUUACACCUGAGGGGCUCGUCGAACGUAUCUGACAUCGAUCGUUUUGAUCCUCCAGUUAAUGGAUCACAAUCCAAAGAUUCGGAGUUUAUUCCAAUAUAGCUGAUUGGCCCACCGAGACAGUACCAGCGGAGAGCAUGAGAUUCUGGCAUUUUUCAUCAACGGAAGACGGCUAAGCCCAACGCGUUAGCUCAUUUUCUUCAGGUGAAGAUAUAUUCGGGAUGUUACCAAUAGUCGAGAGGAAGAUGUGGCAUGAAUACCCAGGCGCGAUUUGCUGCCAAAUGUUGCAGUUGGAAGGAAAGCGAUGAAGAAAUCUACAGCGUAAAAAAAGCGCUGAGCUCAAUGAAAGAGUAUUGUUCAAGCAGCGGAUCAUGCGUACCAUUAGCCCUGACUGACUCCUUGCAAUGCGUGUAGUUGGCCUGUGAAUGUGAAUAAUGUUCGUGACGAUGAUUGACCAACACCGCCCAUAACAAUUAGCUUCGAAGUACCAGCCAAAGCUAGCCGUUUCUCUGGUCAAUGCCAGUGGCUUGUGUUGGCCAUAACCUUCCAGCCAUC
Messenger RNA from Fusarium verticillioides 7600, 4679 nucleotides. RefSeq lists its product as hypothetical. Bases 513 to 3968 code for a protein of 1151 amino acids. NCBI's taxonomy places the organism in Eukaryota, Fungi, Ascomycota, Sordariomycetes, Hypocreales, Nectriaceae. The transcript has 2 exons. The record is from RefSeq and is a predicted model, not a curated record.